UCUUUUAUUUUGUUUUCCCCUUUUAGCCCCUCCUACUUCUCGAUGUCAAAUUCCUUUCUUUCUUUCUUUUUCUCCUUUCUCUCUUUUGUGGUCUAAAGACUCCAAGAAUUGUUUCUACUACACAAGAAAAAUAGCAAAAACAAUUUUAGAAAAACCUUAGUUACAAAUUAGAUUGGUAACGAAUUGGGUGAUUAGUAAUGCUACUUCUUGAUUUUCUUGUUUCUUUUUUUCUUUUGAUAAGCAAUUCUUGUAGUAUUCAUGGCCGUUUCUUGAAGUAUUUGUAAAAUUUGAGUGUUAAUGAUUCUUUAUAGUAUAGCAGCAUUAGCAUUUUGAAGGUUUUUUUUCCUUAAUAUUUGCAAAGAUUCAGGUAGAAUGAGGGAUAAGAAAUGAUGGUAAAAUGAAUAACAUUUCACUAGUGAUUCUUGUAGUGUAGAAUCUGAGUGAUCUGCAGGGUUCAUGCAAACAUGAAGAGGACAAUGCCAUGGAAUGAACAGAUUGAUGUUAUAUCAUCAGAUGAAUCUACUUCCUCUGAUGGUGAUAUGGAGACUGAUGUUGUACUUGAUGGACACAAGCCGUCCCCUAGGAUUACCAUCAGUCAAUCCCUUAAAGAAAUUACAUCUGAAGAUGUGCUGAUCAGAAGAGCUGAAAUGUAUCAAGAUUACAUGAGGCAGCUUCCUAUUCCUGUGCAUCAUGGCUCCGUCAUUCCAUUUUCUUCAUGGGUGGGAUUAGGGAAAUCGAUUAAGCAAUUAUAUGGGCAGCCCUUGCAUUACCUCACCAACAUUCUUCUAAAACAGUGGGAUCAACUGAGGUUUGACAAUGGAGAUGAACAAAAAUCCUUGGAUAUCGUGAUUCAUCCUUGUAAGGCUGAAGCCUCAGUCUGGCUUGUUGAAGAAAUUCACAGGUGUACCUCAUCUCCUCACUAUGUGGCUAAACUCUGGCUGUUGGACCCCAUGCACCAUGCUUUUGUCGACUCCAUUUUCCCACCACUAUGAAGCAAUUAUCUGGACUAGCAGCCGGUGGUCAAUCACCUAAGCUGAUUUUGUACGAUGCUUUUAGAUUUCUCAGAUAUAUGAACUUGCAAGUGUAUAGUCUUUUUUUUUUUUUUUUAUGGAAAAGAAACUCCUGUUCUGCCA
Messenger RNA from Ricinus communis (castor bean), 1133 nucleotides. RefSeq names its product protein RDM1. Gene Ontology annotation, cellular component: RNA polymerase V complex; nucleus. NCBI's taxonomy places the organism in Eukaryota, Viridiplantae, Streptophyta, Magnoliopsida, Malpighiales, Euphorbiaceae. The coding region runs from base 465 to 992 and encodes 175 amino acids. The record is from RefSeq and is a predicted model, not a curated record. The transcript has 2 exons.